CAAAUGGCGGAUGACGCCGGUGCUGCGGGGGGGGCCGGGGGCCCCGGGGCUCCCGUAAUCGGAGGCCGCGGCAACUUCCGUGGAGGCUUUGGGAGCGGCGGCCGGGGUCGGGGCCGCGGCCGGGGUCGGGGUCGGGGCCGUGGCCGCGGAGCUCGCGGAGGCAAGGCUGAGGACAAAGAGUGGAUUCCUGUCACCAAGCUGGGCCGCCUGGUCAAAGAUAUGAAGAUCAAAUCGCUGGAGGAGAUCUAUCUCUUCUCGCUUCCCAUCAAGGAGUCUGAAAUAAUUGACUUUUUCCUGGGGGCGUCUCUCAAGGAUGAGGUCUUGAAGAUUAUGCCUGUGCAAAAGCAGACCCGAGCUGGUCAACGGACCAGGUUCAAGGCGUUUGUUGCCAUUGGAGAUUACAACGGACAUGUUGGCUUGGGUGUUAAGUGCUCCAAGGAAGUAGCCACUGCCAUCCGUGGGGCCAUCAUUCUAGCCAAGCUCUCCAUCGUCCCUGUGCGGCGAGGCUACUGGGGGAACAAGAUUGGCAAGCCUCACACUGUCCCUUGUAAGGUGACUGGCCGCUGUGGCUCUGUGCUGGUGCGCCUCAUCCCUGCCCCCAGGGGCACUGGUAUCGUCUCUGCCCCUGUGCCCAAGAAGCUGCUGAUGAUGGCUGGUAUUGAUGACUGUUACACUUCAGCCAGGGGCUGCACGGCCACCCUGGGCAACUUUGCUAAGGCCACCUUUGAUGCCAUCUCCAAGACCUAUAGCUAUCUCACCCCUGAUCUCUGGAAAGAGACAGUGUUCACCAAGUCUCCAUACCAGGAAUUCACUGACCAUCUUGUAAAGACCCACACCAGAGUCUCUGUGCAGAGGACCCAGGCUCCAGCUGUGGCCACCACAUAGUUUACUACGAGUAAAAUAAAGUGAAUAAGUUGCCUACUCAA
Molecule: messenger RNA, 926 nt
Organism: Manis pentadactyla (Chinese pangolin)
Lineage: Eukaryota; Metazoa; Chordata; Mammalia; Pholidota; Manidae
Gene: RPS2
Product: ribosomal protein S2
Exons: 7
Coding region: 4-885 (293 amino acids)
Biological process (GO): translation
Cellular component (GO): ribosome; cytosolic small ribosomal subunit
Molecular function (GO): RNA binding; structural constituent of ribosome
Source: RefSeq, a predicted model, not a curated record